AUGGAAGCAACAGCGGACCUAGCCACUCCGUCAAGCCGUCCGCUCUCUGUCCGCGUGUCGGCGGAGACAGAAUGUGCUGACAAUUCCAUGGCCGAAGAACCAAUGAGCCCUACUGGAAGAGGCAUGGAAGAGAUGGGUAUCUGCAUCGUCUUUGUGAUGGGGCUCGGCACGCCCGUGAACCUGCCCGUCUUCCGUGCCGGCAUUGAAACAGAACUAAUUGCCCGUUUGCCACGCUUACGCAGUAUUCUAGUAAUGGACGAGUCCACCAAUGAUGGCAAGCCGCGAUGGGUGCAAACGACAGUGAAUGUGGACGACCACAUCGUCGUCCCAACGCUGGAUCCUGCUGCCGUGGCAUCCGACCCAGAAAAGGCAGUGGAGGACUACGUGGCGUCGCUGUCCCUACUCUCGAUGGAUAGACGCCGCCCGCUCUGGGAGUUCCACUUCCUCAACUUUCCAACCUCUGAGGCGGCCUCCACGGUGGUGCUCCGCCUGCACCACUCCAUUGGUGACGGCAUGUGCAUUACUACGCUCCUUGUAGCGUCGUCGCUCAGUGCAGCUGACCCGGCGAGGGUGCCAGCGAUGCCGCCAGCACCCAAGCGAACAGGUCCAAUCUACCAGGUGCCACCACGGCCUCCGCUGUCUUCAGGCGAUUACCUAGCACUCCUCGCAUGGGUUUGGUCGUAUUUUGUACUGGCGUGGCACACACUGGUGGACAUGGCGUUGAUUAUCGCGACGGUAAUGUUCUUGAGUGAUCCACAGACAUUGUUCAUGCGUGCGCCAGACAGUAAGGAGUCUCUUCACCGCAAGCGUUUCGUGCAUCGGAGCCUUAGCUUUGACGAUGUCAAACUCAUCAAGACUGCCAUGAACUGCACUAUUAACGACGUGCUAGCCGGUGUGACUUCAGCAGCUCUUUCACGAUACUACUUUAGGAAGUCUGGUGACAGUAACCCUAAGAGAAUCUGUUUGCGAUCAUUCGUCCUAGUUGACACAAGGCCAGUCUCCACCCGACAAACAUAUGUUACCAGGGUAAAGACAGGCAAUCAACUCAGUAGCCUCAUCUGUCCGUUUAAUAUAGCCUUGCAAGAUGAUCCCCUUGGGUAUGUUCGCGAGGCAAGAAGGUUUAUGCAUAGGAAAAAGAGCUCUUUAGAAGUACUGUUCACACAAGUGGUCGGAGAGUUUUUGGUGAAAAACUUUGGUGCCAAGGCAGGAGCUUUUAUCUUCCGCCGCUUUCUCAAACAUACAACCAUCAUACUUUCAAAUGCUCUUGGACCCGUUGAACAUAUGACGUUAUGUGGGCACCCAGUUGCCUUCAUGGCACCUAGCAUCUAUGGCCAACCACAAGCUUUAACCGUGCACUACUAUAAUUAUGGUAGUGAUAUCAAGGUAGUUAUGGCAGUUGAUGAAGCACAUUUUCCAGAUUGUCAUCGACUUUUGGAUGAUUUUUCCGAGUCCAUUAGGAUCAUUAAGAAUGCGGCAGCCCUCAAGAUGUUGAAAACAUCAAUCCAUAAUAGCAAGACCGAGUGA
Molecule: messenger RNA, 1524 nt
Organism: Triticum turgidum subsp. durum (durum wheat)
Lineage: Eukaryota; Viridiplantae; Streptophyta; Magnoliopsida; Poales; Poaceae
Source: the annotation of a GenBank genome assembly